Molecule: messenger RNA, 1058 nt
Organism: Owenia fusiformis
Lineage: Eukaryota; Metazoa; Annelida; Polychaeta; Sabellida; Oweniidae
Source: the annotation of a GenBank genome assembly
UGAUGUACAAAACAUUCAUAGAUUCUGAGAGUUAAAUGAACGAAUGUUUGAAAGAUUGGAUUCAUUUGUCCACAGUUAUGAACGAUCGAUUCCUAAAAUGGAUUAGUGAAUAACGUCGAUGCAAGAUUGAUUGAUUUACAAUUAUGACGUGGGAUUGAUAAGUUCAUGCAUACACAUGAAGGGAUGCUCAAACUUUAAGACAUCAUACAUCGCGUGUUUGUUUUUCAUACUAACUGGUAUAUCACUAGGGAUCUUAAUCAUUAUGUGUUUAGAAUAUGCACAUCCGCACUUGACCUUGAUGUCCUACCUGCACACAAACUGUACAAUCGCGUCAUCGGUCUACACAAUGACGUACUUCUGUGACGCCACAAUGAACUGUGUGACGUCAUGUGCCUCAAGGUACCCAUGCCUCCUGAUUCAUACAACAGUGCUCCUAGAGAAUGGUCAGUGGAGUAAAAUGAUACCCGUCUUCGCUAGUGAUACUCAAAAGAAAUAUGCCUCUGAUACUGAUCAAAGGUGCUCAUUCUCCAUAUGCAGCAUUGAUGCGAGUGACAACAUGCUCAAGGUUAUAGAAUUCAGAAAGAGACAGGGACAAACUGGAAGCGUACAAACAUGUUACUAUGAUCCAGGUGAUAUUACGGGAGGCGCCAUCUUUGAAAGGACAACCAAUUGGGUGCCUGUAUUCCACGCGACUGUGUGGCCAUCUAUAAUAACUGCGAUCAAUGCAAUAGUAUGUAUCAUUACUUGCCAUAGAGCUUGGACAAAGAGCACUUGUGUAUCAUUAAGAAGUACUUUUAACCGGUCAAGGAGUUCUAGCUAUGCAUGUACAUCUACUAUCCCACCUAUCCAGGUAGCAACUGUAUCAGGCCCUGGAGUGCUACCAGAUUUCUUGCGUCAACAGCGUAGACUUCAAAACAAGCCAACCGUUACAAUAUAGCUUUCGUAGACGAAGGCUACCGUUGACAUUAUGGUUUGCUUCUAGAUACCUCUAGCUCUGCGAGCCAUUAAUGUAUCUUUAAGGUUGCGUUUUUGAACUGCCCGCGGUGCAAGUCAAUUGC